Molecule: messenger RNA, 1641 nt
Organism: Ctenocephalides felis (cat flea)
Lineage: Eukaryota; Metazoa; Arthropoda; Insecta; Siphonaptera; Pulicidae
Product: nephrin-like
Exons: 11
Coding region: 1-1641 (546 amino acids)
Source: RefSeq, a predicted model, not a curated record
AUGGAAUCCCACUUCUGGACGAAUCCUGGUUACCCAGACCAGCGGCCGUUGGUGGAGGAUCAAUCAACCGUCUGCUGCUGCCCGGUGUGGCAACAGCAGCAGCACGCCAGGCUGGUGGCCAAGCGGCCAAUACGGAUCUUGUGCAGGCUGCUACGACGGCAUCGUAUGGAUAUACAGUUACGUCCGAUUUCUGUGCACAUUUUAAAUAAAGAAACAAGAUUGUCUGCUGGACGUAACUGGAACAUAGAAUGCGAAGCCACUGGUUCGAAUCCACCAGCAAUUAUCUCAUGGUGGAAAUCAGGAAAGGAAUUAAUUGGUGAACAGAAUGAAUACGACACAUUAGGAAUUCUGCACUUCGUUCCAACCAUGGAAGACGAUGGAAAAUAUUUAACAUGUCGUGCAAAUAAUCCUGCUGUACCAGAUAGUACACUGGAAGAUAAAUGGCUUCUAAAUGUGUUAAUAAAAAAACUUGGAUUUUAUAUUACCUUAGAUGCUCCGGUGGUUACAUUAAAAAUUUUGGGAGCGCCUAUCUCUGGAGAAUAUGCAGAAGGACAAGAAGCAGUUCUACAAUGUGGUGUCAAAGCUAAUCCCAGCGUUUGGAAAAUAACUUGGCUUCACAAUAGUAAAGAAAUCCAAUCCAAUGACAAAAGUAUAGUUAUGGAAGGUAAUGACCUGAUAUUGAGCAAUAUUAGUAGUGCAUCGUCGGGGCAAUACAGAUGCACUGCUCACAAUUCUGAGGGACAAACACAAAGCAAGUCAGUUGCUAUAAUUGUGCGAUAUUCUCCUAUUUGCAAAUCCACCUCUGUCCAUAAAAUAGCAGCGCCUGAAAAUAUUCCCGUUUCUUUAAAAUGUUCCGUCGAAGCCCAUCCAAAGUCGAAUAUUACUUUUCGUUGGACUUUUGCAGAUAUGGGUGAAGUUCCUGGCCGAUUUAUAAAUUCUUCUGGAUCUACUAGUAUAUUGACAUAUAAACCCGUCGCAGAUUUAGGAUACGGACAAUUUGCUUGCAAGGCUCAUAAUGAGGCAGGAGAAACAAAAAGGCCUUGUGUGUAUCAAGUUAUACCUCCAGGUCCACCUGGUCCGCCCUUAAACUGUACACUUGAAGCCGAUGGCGAAGUUGUACAAUGCAAAGCUGGUUUCGAUGGCGGUUUAGAGCAGCGAUUUCUAGCUCAGGUUGUUCUGGCCUUAGAUUCAUUUACGACUUUAGUGAAUUCUUCUGCUAAUCUAGAACCUGUAUUUCGAAUACCAGGACUUAUGACUAACUCAUUUGCUGCUGACAAUGAAGCCAUGGAGGUACAAGUAAUUGUUUUAGCAGAAAACGAUCUUGGAAGAAGUAGCCCUGUUACUCUAAAAAAUUUAAUAUACAGUGAAAAGCCCAUUAGAAAAGGUGGAUUUGCAAGCUUUACAUCAAUUCCAAUAGAUCCUUUAUUAUUCGCAUUAUUAAUUACUGGAUCUGUAGUAAUAAUUUUGUGCUGCGGAAUUUGCUAUUUGCUUCGACGUCGUUGCUGUCGUGUUUCGCCUGAUAAACCGACUGCUAAUGGAAAAAGACAAAAAUCAAGAAUACAGGAUAAUUCUGAUUCAUCCGUCUAUGAUGAAGGCAUAGAUGACCCUGAUCCUGAUCUUAUACCAAAUAAAGAAGGUUAA